AAGUAGGAGGGAACGGCGGCGAGGAAGGGAGAUGAGGAUGGACCGAGGGGAGGCAACGCGAGGCGUGCGGAGGGCUCCUUGCGCGUGGGAGAGCUCCCAGCAGCCUCUGCCCCCCAGCAGCCGAGGCAAGUGGGUGAGGCUCAACGUCGGCGGCACCAUCUUCCUCACCACCCGGCAAACGCUGUGCCGCGAGCAGAAAUCCUUCCUCUGCCGCCUGUGCCAGGGAGAGGAGCUGCAGUCGGAUCGGGAUGAGACGGGUGCAUAUCUCAUUGAUCGGGAUCCCACUUAUUUUGGACCCAUUCUGAAUUUCCUCCGGCAUGGGAAGCUAGUACUGGAUAAAGAUAUGGCAGAGGAAGGGGUUCUGGAAGAAGCCGAAUUCUACAACAUCGGGUCUCUAAUCAGGCUAAUCAAGGACAGACUGGAAGAAAAGGACUACACUAUAACACAGGUGCCUCCGAAACAUGUGUACAGGGUUCUGCAGUGUCAGGAGGAAGAACUCACGCAAAUGGUUUCUACUAUGUCAGAUGGAUGGCGUUUUGAACAGCUGGUGAAUAUUGGGUCGUCCUAUAAUUAUGGGAAUGAGGACCAGUCGGAGUUCCUGUGCGUGGUCUCCAAAGAGCUCCUCAGCUCGCCCAGCGGCCUGUGCACUGAGCCCAGCCGGAAAGCCAAGAGCACAGAGGAGGACCUAGAGGAGGAAGAGCAGAAGGAAGCGGAGCUGCAGGAGGAAGAGGAAGAGGAGAAGGUGGUGGAGCAGGAGCGAGUGGAAGCCGGAGUGGAAGAGGAGGAGAAAGGUGCAGCCAACCUCUGAAGACAGCCAGGAACAAAACCAAUACCGAACCUUAAAGCCGCAUGCUCCCUUUUCUGGCGGGAGCAGGUGGGGGGAAGCACGAAAGGGGUGCUUCUGCAGGUGAUGCUUACGCAGGGAGGAAGCAACACCUGGUGGCCAAAGGCUCAGGGAGGGAGGGGGGACAUCAGUUCAUUUCGGAAGCCACUGCAUUUAGGUCUAAACCACGUGUGUGUAGUGGUGUUUUUCUUUUUCUUACUUCUGAAUUCGUUGCAGAUUGGAAUUGUGUCUACCCCAGGAUUCCUCCAAUUCCCUCCCUGUCUUCUUUCCUUUUGGGUUCCUUUUCACUUUGGCUUUUUCAGCUCGUGCACAUUUCUCCCUGCCUUGCCAAUCCUUCUUUCCUCACCUUCUUUCUUCUCUCCCUGAGCCAGCAAAGAUCUUUUAUUUUUCCCCAGCCUAGAUCUCUUCCUCCUCCUCUGCCAGCCCAGCCCUGGUCUGCACUCCCAGAUUUAGACGAGUGACUCCCACUCCCUUUCCUUUGCUCGGACAUUUGGGUGGGCUUAGUGCACCCUUGUCCUGAAUUUGUCUUCCAGGGUAGCCCUUGCAGCCCCGGAGUGGGAUGAAGAAACUUGGGGCAGAAGAGAAAUGCAAUUCGGCCAGGGAGCAGGGGAGAGAUAGCUGCCUGCAGUGAACCUCUGAAGCUGCCUUUAUAGCAAGAAUGUGAAACCUGUUGCCCUCCUAGCUGUUGUUAGACUCCAACUCCCAUCAUCCUGGAUGAUUGGCUAUGCCAGCUGGGGCUGAUGGGAGUUGGAGUCCAAUAACAGUGGGAGGUUCACAGGUUCCCCACACUGCUCUAUGGUAGAGUAGGCCAAUAGCCCACCCAGUCUACUGCUGUCUAUGUUUUGAUGGGCAACAGCUCUCCAGGGUCUCUAUCUGGAGUCCAAGCGCUAUUCCUUGAUCCUCAUAGCUGGAGAAGCCUGAGAUUGAGCCUGGAGCCUUCUGUGUGCAAAACAUGCUUCUCUCCAUUCAGCAGCAGGGCAGGCACUUGGUGCUAAACCAGAGAAACCCACAUCCUGUACUGCAGGAAUCCAUGUAUCUGUGCUCAGAAUAAAUCAAUGCAGAUUUGCAUUGCAUGUAAUAUGCUUAUUUCUCGUUAUGGUGCUUAAGAACUAUUGCGGAGGGCAAGCGGCGUGGUCUGGGAAAACUAGCAGGAGGAGAAAUCGGGGCCUAGGUGCAGGGGCAGGAAUCGAUGCAACACACAGCAGAUCUGCUCCAUGUCCACCUCCCUUCCCCUAAUAGUCUUGGUUACUCGUUUUCCGCAGGGGCUGCUCAUUUUGGCCCAUCCUCUCUCCUAGCGCAUCCGCCUCCCCCUGCAACAAGCUCACAACCUUUAAGCCUAGAAACUGAAAAUUUGGAUUCGCAAGAAGCCAGAUUCUGUGGCCAGGGAUUGUCCACAAUCCAAUACAGAGUUAAGUGCUCUUAAGGAUACUGAUUUCAACUGAAGGUGGAAACAGAAGAGUGUGGCAAUCAUUUUCAGUAUCUUCGUACAAGCUCUAUUCCUAGAAGCAGCUAUCUAAUCCUUUGGAGGGGAGGUGUGGAUCUUGCUGGUACUUUGCUUGCAAUUUCCCACAUCUGCCUUCCUUCCGAUAAUUGUAAAAACUUACGUUUUCUUGGCAGGAACAGAUAUUGCACUGUAGCUCCUGGUCCAUGAGAAGCGUUCCCUCUUCUUCAGAAUUAGAACUCAGGAUUUAGCAGAAGGGCUGUCUCUUCCAUUACGAAGAAGCCCUCAUUGUCCUCUGCAAUGAGAGCUGGAGAAUUUGGUUCUAGGAGUGCAGGCUUCUCCUUUCUCCUUCUGUGCAGGAACCUCUUCAAUCCACUGUGGCUUGAAUAUGAAUAUCACAUCGCCCUUCAGGCUACUAGUGCUUUUAUGUGCAUGACCCCUGCCCUCCCUCUCUCUCUCUCUCUCCCCUUCCCUCCUUCCACUUGCCCCUCUUCUGCCGCCUCCUUCCUCUGUCUUAAUCCAGCUUUCUCCCUUUCACUUGGCUUCUCUGGCUUUGCUUGUUCUUGUCACUUUAAGCUAUUACAAACCAGAUGUCUCAGGAUAUGAUGCUGAUCAAUGUUGUUUUUUUAAUGUUAAUUUUAAAGUCUUUAUUUUUGUACUGUACUUUUUUCAAAAUAAAAAAAAAAACCACAGCCAGGGGGGUGUGGGUGGGUGGAGUUAGAGUAAUAUUGCAUUGUGGACCUUUUUACACAGCAUUUUACGUUUGUCACAAAUUAUGAGCCACUCUUACACGGAUGGAAGAGGUGUGUGUUUUGCCUUCAGCAGAUCUCUCCGCUCCCCUGCCCCACAAGCCCUAGGGUUGGCAUUUCAUGCUGACCUGGUUCACAGCCCCCACCCCCAGCCAAACCAUGGCUUAGUGCAGAUGGGCGAGCACCUGGCCUACAGGAGAGGAAGCUGCUGCUGCUUCCGCUGCUUUACAUUCCCCCUUUUUGUUCUGAGCUGUGCCAAGCCUAGAUUUAAAGUACAGUCGUACCUUGGAUCCCAAACGCCGCAAAACCGGAAGUGAGUGUUCCGGUUUGCAAAUGUUCUUUGGCACCCAAACGUCUGACACGCUUUGGUUUCCAGACGUUUUGGAAGUCAAACGGAUUCCGUUCGACUUCCAAAGUACAACUGUAAUUUGAACCCAGGCUCAUGGUUCAACUUUUGCAGAGACACCAUGAGCCAUAAGCCACAAAUCUUGGUUAGAGUUCAUGGUUAGUCUGGAGAGAGGUAAAUCACAAGUGUAGGUUUGGAUGAUAGGCUAGGCAAAGUCAUGGCUUGUAUCAGUGGAGCAACUGGUGAGCAAAGCAGUCACAAUCCCCUCUCCUGGAGUCUGGACCCUCAUGGCUUCACUCUCCGCCAUGGUUUGACUUACUGUGGCAUGUGAACUGGACCCACAGUCACAGCGACCCCUAUGGGGAACAGCAGAGCACAGCCUUACAGUUUUUUUGUCUCCCAUUCCAAAUUCCCAUGUUUGCUCUGUAGGGAGGCAGUUUCUUGAUAGGCUUGAACUCACAAAUACACUCAGCCCUGAAUAGAACACUAUAUCAGAGACAGGGGAAUCUGUGGUCCUCCAAGGUGGUGUUGGACUCUCAGCUCCCAUCAUUCCAGACCACUGACCCUGCAGGCUGGGAUUGAUGGGAGUUGGGAGUCCUGACAACAUCUGUAGGGCCACUGGUUCUGCUUUAUUUCAAUAAAUGGGAAUGAUAGGCGGAUACUUCCUGGAGUGUUAGGUCAGGAAGAGAACACCUUUAACAGAAAGCCAGUCCCAUUUUACUACAGCAGGCUCUGCCACUAAUUCUGUUAAGAUUGGAUGGUAGCCACAAAACAGUGCCUGAGAUUGCAGUGUAAUAACUCCUGAAUAAAUUCCACAGACUAUUACUACUGUCUUGCGUCAUCUCACCGUACGUGAGCUGGGUGCUCUUUUAUGUAUAGAACCGUUUUCUCCAUAAAAGCAUUUGAACUCUG
Messenger RNA from Podarcis raffonei (Aeolian wall lizard), 4292 nucleotides. It is a transcript of the gene KCTD17, whose product is annotated as potassium channel tetramerization domain containing 17. Bases 32 to 808 code for a protein of 258 amino acids. Gene Ontology annotation, molecular function: cullin family protein binding. Gene Ontology annotation, biological process: proteasome-mediated ubiquitin-dependent protein catabolic process; protein homooligomerization. The record is from RefSeq and is a predicted model, not a curated record. NCBI's taxonomy places the organism in Eukaryota, Metazoa, Chordata, Lepidosauria, Squamata, Lacertidae. The transcript has 6 exons. Gene Ontology annotation, cellular component: Cul3-RING ubiquitin ligase complex; cytoplasm.